GGCCGUAGUGAGUGAGUGGAAAGCGGAGUCUGCCUGCUGCCUGCCUGCCUGGGAAUUUCAAAGCACAUCAGCGGCCACUGCCAUGGCUGAACGCCGCGCCUUCGCCCAAAAAAUCAGCAGGACUGUGGCAGCAGAGGUCAGGAAGCAGAUCGCUGGCCAGUAUGGAGGCUCCCCACAACUCUUCAAAAACCUCAAUGUUGGGACUGCAACAAGCAACACAGUUCCCCUUACAGAGGCGGUGGAGCCUGUGGAUUUUGAGGAGUACCUCAUCACUCACCCUCCCAUCGUUGAGUCAGGUCCCUUGAGAGAUCUGAUUGAGUUUCCCCCAGAUGAUAUUGAGGUCAUCCACACACCCAGGGAGUGUCGCACAGUGGCGCAAGCCGUCCCUGAGGAAGGGGACACUGAUGCUCAUGUCAGAGACUGUGUCAGAUCUUACACAGAAGACUGGGCUGUCGUCAACAGAAAAUACCAUAAGCUUGGUACAGGCUUUAACCCCAACACUCUAGACAAGCAGAAAGAGCGUCAGAAAGGCCUGCCCAAACAAGUGUUUGAGGCGGAUGAGAUGCCGGACAGCAGCAGCUACCAAGAUGACCAGGAUGACCUGAAGCGGCGGUCGAUGUCUAUAGACGACACCCCACGUGGCAGCUGGGCCUGCAGCAUCUUUGACUUGAAGAACUCCCUCCCUGACGCCCUCCUCCCUCACCUCCUUGACCGUGCCCCUAAUGAGGAGAUUGACAGGCACAACGAAGAGCAUCGCAAGUCUAACCGCCACCGUGAACUCUUUGCUUUGCACCCUGCACUGGAUGAGGAGGAGCCCAUCGAGCGCCACUGUGUGCCUGAAGUACCCAAAGAACACUUUGGCCAGAGACUACUCGUCAAGUGCUUGUCCUUGAAGUUCGAGAUCGAAAUUGAACCGAUAUUUGCUAGUUUGGCCUUAUACGAUGUCAAGGAAAAGAAAAAGAUAUCCGAGAACUUUUUCUUCGACCUAAACUCUGAGCAGACAAAGGGAAUGCUUCGUCCACACAUUCAGACAGCAGCCAUCUCCACGCUGGCACGCUCUGCCAUAUUCUCCAUCACCUACCCCUCCCAGGAUGUCUUCCUCGUCAUCAAGUUGGAAAAGGUACUGCAGCAAGGUGAUAUUGGAGAGUGUGCUGAGCCCUACAUGGUCUUCAAAGAAUCAGAUGCUGCCAAGAAUAAAGAGAAGCUGGAGAAGCUUCGCGGCCAGUCGGAGCAGUUCUGCCAACGUCUUGGCCGCUACCGCAUGCCCUUCGCCUGGACCGCCAUCCAUCUGAUGAACAUUGUGAACAGUGCUGGUAGUCUUGAGAGAGACACGGAGCUGGAGAUGAGCCUCUCAGAGAGGAAAGGCUCAUGGUCAGAGCGGAGGAACUCGAGUAUCAUGGGAAGGCGUUCCCUGGAGAGGACCACCAGUGGAGAUGAGUCAUGCAGUCUGACCGGCUUCAGACCUGCAACACUUACCAUCACCAACUUCUUCAAACAGGAGGGGGAUAGACUAAGUGAUGAGGACUUGUAUAAGUUCCUGGCUGACAUGAGAAGGCCAUCUUCAGUGCUGAGGAGACUCAGACCUAUCACAGCCCAGUUGAAGUUGGACAUUUCUCCAGCUCCAGAGAACCCCCACUAUUGCUUGACCCCUGACCUUCUGCAGGUCAAACCUUACCCAGACAGCAGGGUACGCCCCACCAGGGAGAUCCUGGAGUUCCCUGCCAGGGAUGUCUAUGUGCCAAACACCACAUACAGGAAUCUGCUGUAUGUGAACCCUCAGAGUCUUAACUUCGCUAACCGCCAAGGCUCUGCCCGCAACAUCACAGUCAAAGUGCAAUUUAUGAAUGGAGAGGAUCCAAACAAUGCAAUGCCGGUGAUAUUUGGCAAGUCCAGCUGUGCUGAUUUUGCUAAAGAAGCCUAUACUGCUGUGGUGUACCAUAACAGAUCCCCUGACUUUCAUGAUGAGGUCAAGAUCAAGCUGCCUGCCUCCCUGUCGGACCACCACCACAUUCUCUUCACCUUUUACCACGUCAGCUGUCAGCAGAAGCAGAACACACCACUGGAGACCCCUGUGGGAUACACGUGGAUCCCAAUGCUGCAGAAUGGGCGUCUGCGGACGGGACACUUCUGUCUGCCCGUGUCUCUGGAGAAGCCACCGCAAUCUUACUCUGUUCUCUCACCAGAUGUUCCUCUCCCGGGGAUGAAGUGGGUGGACAACCAUCGAGGAGUUUUUAAUGUGGAAGUUGUGUCAGUUUCAACCAUCCACACGCAGGACCAGUACCUGGAUAAGUUCUUUGCCUUGGUGCACGCCCUGGACGAGCACAUGUUCCCUGUCAGGAUAGGAGACAUGCGCAUCAUGGAGAACAACCUAGAGGCCGAGCUCAAGUCCAGCAUUGCGGCACUCAACUCCUCCCAGCUGGAGCCGGUGGUUCGAUUCCUUCACCUUCUGCUCGACAAGCUGGUGUUGCUUGUAGUGAGGCCGCCAGUCAUCGCUGGGCAGAUAGUGAACCUGGGCCAGGCAUCCUUCGAGGUCAUGGCGUCCAUAGUAAACCGGCUUCAUAAGUAUUUGGACACCAGCCAGGACAUGCAUGGUCGCAACGGCCUGCUGUCCUCCUACAUCCACUACGUCUUCCGCUUGCCCAGCACCGACCCCAACUCACCCUCUCCAGACCCCAACUCUUCCUCAACAGGCCCGGGAGGGUUGGGAGGUUCAGUUCACUAUGCCACCAUGGCUCGCUCAGCUGUUCGACCAGCCAGCCUCAACCUUAACCGCUCCCGUAGCCUUAGCAACAGUAACCCCGACAUCUCCGGUACACCCACCUCUCCUGACGACGAGGUCCGCUCCAUCAUUGGCAGCAAGGGCUUAGACCGCUCCAACUCGUGGGUGCACACCAUGGGCUGUAAGAGUGCCCCCUGGGGAUCCAGCCCUGGGUCCGCUCCAGAAACCAUGCAGGCCAUGGAGCGCUGUGGCAAUCGCAUGUCUUCGCACACUGAGAGCGCCAGUUUCUUGCAAACUUUAACAGGACGGUUGCCCACAAAAAAGCUCUUCCACGAGGAGUUGGCCCUGCAGUGGGUGGUGAGCAGUGGCAGCGUCAGGGAGGGCGCUCUACAACAGGCCUGGUUUUUCUUUGAACUAAUGGUGAAGAGCAUCAUCCACCACCUGUACUUUACCGAUCGCUUAGAGUCUCCCAGGAAGAACCGUUUCCCAGAGCGCUUCAUGGAUGACAUAACAGCCCUGGUCAGCACCAUCGCUGGUGACAUUGUGUCUCGCUUUCAGAAGGACCUAGAGUUGGUAGAGAGACUAAACACUAGUCUGGCCUUCUUCCUCAACGACUUGCUGUCAGUCAUGGACCGAGGCUUUGUCUUCACCCUAAUAAGGGCAUACUGGAAACAGGUGUCCACAAAGCUUUACGCUCUUCAGAACCCAACCCUCGAGUCUUUGAGGCUCGAUUUCUUGAGAAUCGUUUGCAGCCACGAACACUACGUCACCCUCAACCUGCCUUGCAGUCUGCUCACCCCACCUGCCUCGCCUUCCCCCUCUGUGUCUUCAGCAACUUCACAGAGCUCUGGGUUCUCCACACAUGUCCAGGACCAAAAGAUAGCCAACAUGUUUGAGCUGUCUGUCCCCUUCAGAGAACAACACUACCUGGCUGGACUGGUACUGUCUGAACUGUCUGUGAUACUGGACCCAGACAAUGAGGGGAUGUUUGGCCUACAUAAGAAAGUGGUGAGUGUUGUUCAUAACCUCCUGUCAAGCCAUGACUCUGACCCUCGCUACGCUGAUCCUGAGGUCAAGGCCAGAGUCGCCAUGCUUUACCUGCCUCUCAUUGGCAUCGUCAUGGAAACACUACCUCAGCUCCAUGAUUUUACAGAGUCCCAUAACCAGUGGGGUCGGCCAGGCGGUCCCCAGGGGGCAGCGAUGGGCAGCAGUGGAGAAGAGAUAGAGGGAGAGGGUAACAGUAUGAUCAGCCAGACUGUCGCCAUGGCAAUAGCAGGCACCUCUACCCCCACCCCAAUGUCACGACCAAGCAGCUUCUUGCUAAACUCGCAGGCGAGUCGUCAGCACGGGAGCUUCUCAGCCGAGUCAAGUCGUAGUCUGCUCAUCUGUCUGCUGUGGGUGUUGAAGAACGCUGACGAGCUGGUGUUACAGAAGUGGUUCACAGACCUGUCGGUGUCCCAGCUCAACCGCCUGCUGGAUCUUCUCUACCUCUGCGUCUCCUGCUUUGAGUACAAGGCCCAUGUUGUGUUCACCAUGCAGGGGAAGAAGGCGUUUGAACGGAUGAACAGCCUGACCUUUAAGAAGUCCAAAGACAUGAAGGCCAAGCUGGAGGAGGCCAUACUGGGCAGCAUCGGGGCCCGACAGGAGAUGGUGCGACGCAGCCGCGGACAGCUAGAGCGGAGUCCAUCUGGCAGUGCUUUUGGCAGUCAGGAGAACCUUCGCUGGAGGAAGGACAUGACCCACUGGAGACAAAACAGCGAGAAGAUGGACAAGAGUCACAGAUCAGUCAGGACCAGAGCAGAGCUGGAACAUGAAGCACUUAUUGAUGGUAACCUCGCGACAGAGGCCAACUUAAUCAUUCUUGAUACUUUGGAGAUCAUUGUACAGACGGUGUCAGUGACGGAGUCCAAGGAGAGUAUUCUGGGUGGGGUGCUGAAGGUGUUGCUCCACAGCAUGGCCUGCAACCAGAGCGCCCUCUACCUCCAGCAUUGUUUUGCCACACAGAGGGCACUCGUUUCUAAGUUUCCUGAACUGCUGUUCGAAGAAGAAACGGAGCAGUGUGCUGACCUGUGUUUGCGAUUGUUGAGGAGCUGCAGCAGUAGCAUAAGCACCAUCAGAGCCCAUGCCAGCGCCUCCCUCUACCUCCUCAUGAGGCAAAACUUUGAGAUCGGCAAUAAUUUUGCAAGAGUCAAGAUGCAAGUGACCAUGUCUCUGUCUUCACUGGUGGGGACAUCUCAGAAUUUUAACGAGGAGUUUCUGCGUCGCUCACUAAAGACCAUCCUCACCUAUGCAGAGGAGGACCUGGAGCUUAGGGAGACCACGUUCCCAGACCAGGUCCAGGACCUUGUGUUUAACUUGCACAUGAUCCUGUCUGACACAGUCAAGAUGAAGGAACACCAGGAAGAUCCUGAGAUGCUGAUAGAUCUCAUGUACAGGAUUGCAAAGGGUUACCAGACGUCACCAGACCUGCGGCUGACGUGGCUUCAAAACAUGGCUGGUAAACACUCAGAGAGGAACAACCACGCCGAGGCUGCUCAGUGUCUGGUGCACAGCGCCGCUCUGGUUGCAGAAUACCUGAGCAUGCUGGAGGACCGCAAGUAUCUGCCUGUAGGCUGUGUCACCUUUCAGAAUAUUUCCUCCAACGUGCUGGAGGAAUCUGCAGUCUCUGAUGAUGUGGUGUCACCAGACGAGGAGGGCAUUUGCUCAGGGAAAUACUUCACUGAGAUUGGCCUCGUGGGACUCCUGGAGCAGGCUGCUGCCUCUUUCUCCAUGGCGGGCAUGUAUGAGGCUGUAAACGAAGUGUACAAGGUACUGAUCCCUGUCCAUGAAGCUAACAGGGAUGCAAAGAAGCUAGCUACCAUUCAUGGUAAACUACAGGAAGCCUUUGGCAAAAUUGUACAUCAGAGUACUGGCUGGGAGAGGAUGUUUGGUACGUACUUCAGAGUCGGAUUUUACGGUUCAAAAUUUGGCGACUUGGACGAGCAGGAGUUUGUGUACAAAGAGCCUGCCAUCACGAAACUGGCAGAAAUCUCUCACAGGCUGGAGGGUUUCUAUGGAGAGCGAUUUGGAGAGGACCAAGUAGAAGUCAUUAAGGACUCCAACCCAGUGGACAAGUGCAAGCUGGACCCAAAUAAGGCGUUCAUCCAGAUCACAUACGUGGAGCCGUACUUCGACACGUACGAGAUGAAGGACCGCAUCACUUACUUUGACAAGAACUACAACUUGCGACGUUUCGUCUACUGCACCCCCUUCACUCUGGAUGGGCGGGCCCACGGGGACCUGCACGAACAGUUCAAGCGCAAGACCAUCCUCACCACCUCGCACGCUUUCCCUUACAUCAAAACACGCAUCAACAUCAUCCACAAAGAGGAGAUUAUAUCCACACCCAUCGAAGUGGCAAUAGAGGACAUGCAGAAGAAGACUCAGGAGCUGGCCUUUGCCACCCACCAGGACCCUGCUGAUGCAAAGAUGCUGCAGAUGGUCCUGCAGGGAUCAGUGGGAACAACUGUCAACCAGGGUCCUCUGGAGGUGGCUCAGGUGUUUCUGUCAGAGAUUCCCAGUGACCCAAAGCUUUACAGGCACCACAAUAAGCUACGGCUCUGCUUCAAAGACUUCACAAAGAGGUGUGAAGAUGCCCUGCGUAAGAAUAAGAGCCUGAUUGGUCCAGACCAGAAGGAGUACCAGAGGGAGCUGGAGAGGAACUAUCACCGGCUGAAGGAGGCACUGCAGCCCCUCAUCAACAGAAAAAUCCCUCAGCUUUAUAAACCUGUACUGCAGGUCAACUCACACAGAGAUUCCUUCAGCAGAUUGAGUCUUCGCAAGCUUGACAUUUGAAGAUGAAGAAUAAUACAGACACACACACACACACACACACACACACACACACCAGAAAUUGCAAUAUUAAUUUAUUCUCGAGUGUAAAUAGGAGUGUCUUGAAGGUUGGUCAGUGUUUUGGAGAGUGUGCUAAAAGAAAGGCUCAAAGUGUUGCAGCUCGGUACGUCAUUCCAGUGUCUUAAUUUGUUUACAGACAAACUGUUACACAAUCAGAGGGACGAACAAGUGGAUCUUAAAGAUUAAAGAGAUACCUUGGCAUUUAGAAUUUUUCUUUACUGGCCAUUUGUCACACAAAGGGACAAGUCUUUAUAUUUGUCCCUACGCUACCACAGACCACUGAUGUAAACUAAGAAGCCACUGAAUACAAAGAAUGCUCAGAGCUCCCUUUAUUGGUGAAUUAAAGUGCCAAAAAAAACCCCAUAUUUCUUCUGCCAAAUUUCGACAAGUGUCCACAGAAAAGGUACGAUUUUAAAAGUCAAGGUGUCUGUUUAACUAUGUACUGUGUCAAAAAUCUGUAUUCAAUUUCAUGUGUGCACUUUUUUAUUACGGUGUAGCAAUGCAUUUUACAACUUGAAAGUUUAUGUAAUUCAAACCUGGGGGGGAGGAAGAAAAAAUGAAAACAUGCAAAAAAUGGUACCAUUAUUUAUCAUGAUGCUUUAUCAUUUUUAGUUGAAAGAAUGUUUGAGUUAGGUACUUUAAACAUCCUUGUAUAAUUUUAUGUAGUUUUGUUUUGUUUAUUUUAAAUAUUUUACUAAAUAAAUAUUUUAAUGUUCA
Messenger RNA from Epinephelus fuscoguttatus (brown-marbled grouper), 7327 nucleotides. It is a transcript of the gene dock7, whose product is annotated as dedicator of cytokinesis 7. Gene Ontology annotation, molecular function: guanyl-nucleotide exchange factor activity. NCBI's taxonomy places the organism in Eukaryota, Metazoa, Chordata, Actinopteri, Perciformes, Serranidae. The coding region runs from base 83 to 6553 and encodes 2156 amino acids. The record is from RefSeq and is a predicted model, not a curated record. The transcript has 52 exons. Gene Ontology annotation, biological process: axonogenesis; small GTPase-mediated signal transduction; positive regulation of GTPase activity.